AACUUGUUGUUAACCAGGCAUGUCUCCUUUCGAGGUAUUCUACGGUCGUAAGUCAAAUCGAGAGUUGAACAUGUUGCGAGCUGGUCAGGACACAACACCAGAAGAUAUUGAAGUUGAGAUGGAGUGUCUUCCUGAGGGCCAAAUGUUUGAGGAAGAUGUAUUGUUCGCUGAAGGCAAUGAGGAAGACAUUCGAAGACACAUGGAAAAACUGCAAGAUGUUCGAUCCAAGGCAGAGAAGAACGAAAAAAAAUCCUCCACAUACAUGGUCAAAAGGAACAUGCGGAAGAAUCCUCCUUCCUAUGAAGUAGGAGAGAAGAUUUUUCUUCGAGUGAGGAACAAAAAAAGUGGUGUGACACGCGGUGGAAAACCGUUACAUAAGCCGCUGGUUUAUCAUGGAGAAAUCAUCGAUGUCGAUCAUGAAAAUUUUCACUAUAAAGUGAAAUAUUUUGACAGUAGCAGUGAAUUCAUUGAUUAUGUUAGUGUUAAUAAUAUAACUUCACUUACCCGAGCACAGGAACAAGAAAAACAGAGGCAAGCAAGGGGACAAAUUAAAAGGAAACUUUCAUGCAUGUGCAAGGAUGUAAACUGUAAGAGGAAACCGGCUUUUGAUUGCAGGUUCAAAAUGAAUGCUGUCUGCUGUGAAAAUCAAGGAAAGAAGUGUCACCAUCAUGGUGCAGGGCACAACACAGAACAGCCUUUUACUACAGAUCUACAGGAGCCCUCAACAUCAGGACAGGCUUCAACAUUAUCACAGAACCCAACAUCUGGAGACCUUUCAACUUGUAGAUAUGAUCUCUCGUCAUCGAAGGCAUUAGGAAAAAUUUUUGGAGAUUUUUCCAGGGACUUUCGACUGAUGACAAUGAAACUGUCUUGUGAAGAAAAUCAGAGAAAUUUGGAUAGGAAUAUACAAAAUGCAGGACUUGAGUAUGCAGAACCAAGAACACCUGGUGACGGAAAUUGCAUGUUUCACGCCCUUGCUGCACAGCUGGAAAGGACCACACAUAUCAAGAUCACACAUGAUCAGUUGAGAGCCCAGGUAGUGGAACACCUCCACAAAAACCGCAAUACUACAGAUGGGACUCACAUGCAAGCAUGGAUUUUAAAUGGAGAGUGGGACAGAUAUUUGUCAGACAUGGCUAGGGAUGGUGAAUGGGGUGAUGAAAUCAUUCUAAUAUCUGUAGCAAACAUUUUUAAUGUAGAAAUAACUGUGAUAUCUAGUUUACCUGGAACGUCAAUACGAAUUUUGUCUCCAUCAAGAGCUAAUAAUGCUCAUGAACUGCCAAUGCUUUUGCUAGGACACCUGUCAGAAACACAUUUUUCCAGCUUAGUACCAGGAAUAAAUAACACUGUAGAGCCUAAGUUGUUAUUACUUGUGGAUAAAGUCAAAGGAAUGAGUAGAUGUGAAAUAAAGGAAGAGAUGGAAUUACCCUCUGAAGAUCAGUAUGUAGACGAAGGUGAACCGUUUGAUUCAAAUUGUAUCAUGCUUGGAAUGUCGGACAUAACUUGCUUCUGGGCAGCUAAUGUUGCAGAGAGAGGGUGCUGGUGGCAUUAUGUUUUCGGGUUGUUGUCCGUCUGUCAGAAGAUCUUGUAA
This is a messenger RNA of Lytechinus variegatus (green sea urchin), 1591 nucleotides long. RefSeq lists its product as uncharacterized. Gene Ontology annotation, molecular function: cysteine-type deubiquitinase activity. Gene Ontology annotation, biological process: protein deubiquitination. The transcript has 3 exons. NCBI's taxonomy places the organism in Eukaryota, Metazoa, Echinodermata, Echinoidea, Temnopleuroida, Toxopneustidae. The coding region runs from base 20 to 1591 and encodes 523 amino acids. The record is from RefSeq and is a predicted model, not a curated record.